AUGCAUUUGCGUAAAUUUUUCGAGUUUUUUAUACUCCUCUCGACAGCCGCAGGCCAAUCGAACGACAUUUGCGGCCCCAACAAUGGCAAGAGAUUCUACUUGGAACCGGGCGAGAGCGGCUCCCUCUCGGCCGACUACAAGCACAUCCUCUCGCCCCAAACCGGCAACAAUUCCUCAUACAACAAAUGCACGGUGGAAUUCAUAACGUGCCCUUCGUGCGUCAUAGACAUACAAUUCAGGUACUUGAACAUAUCGAGGAACUGCGGCAAAGCGUCCGUCUUCGAUUCGUGCGGGUGCGACUACGUGUGGAUCUACGAGCCCCAGAUAGAAGACGCCUCGGGCGAGCAGUUCUGCGGCCGGUUCGUCCGCAGCAACGCGUCCCAAUUGUCCUACACCAGCCAAACGAGGACCAUCGCCUUCACGUUCAUCUACAGCGUCGAGUACGGAUACGCCUUCACUCUGGAUUACAUCACUAAAAGGAACAGGUUCGUUUAUUGGGGCUAUCCCAAGCCGGGCAACAUGAACAACGCCAGUCAAUACGUUUCUUCGCCGUUUUUUCCUCACAUGUAUCCGAUCGAUUUGAGCGCGGAAUACAUCAUAAAUUGCGAGUCCGUGCUGGAGCCCUGUCGCAUCAAUUUGAUAUUCACCGAUUUUUUGCUCGAUCCGUCUUCCAUCGUCGAAUUUUUCGACUGGAACGGCCAGCGGAUGUACGUGAUAUCGGGCAACAUUUUCAGACCGCCGGUCAUAACCAGCAACGGCCCGUCUUUGGUGGUGAGAUUCUACGCUAACGGAGCCACAAAUCUCGGCUUCAAAGCGGCCUAUUCGUUCGUUUUGGGCAACAUACACGAUUCUGCCUUCAAACCUUACAUAGGUUGCGGAGGCAACGUAAAUAACCUAGGCGGCGGGAUAACCAUGAUGAACAUGGUAACGAAAGGCACCACUUUAUUCGAUUGCGUGUGGAUCGUCAAACCGCCGGAAAAUCUCAGGCAUAGGAAAACGCACUUGUACGUUAAAGUGGCGACUUUUCUAGAGUUCGCGGGUACCACCGAAUUGACCAUCAGACAAGGCGUAACUUCGAAUCAACCUUCCGUGGAAAUUCUGAGGCAUCCUAUGGUGCAUUACGGUAAUUCCAAACAAGUCGAGCACGUCGUACCGAUCAAUCAAGGAUUUUACAUCAGACUGCGCGGCAUUUUCACCCCUAAAUCGCAACUGGCUAUUUUAUACGCCGCUUUCAAUUACAAAGAUUGCUUCGGAGGAUCGGAUUUUUUGUGCCACAACUUGAGGUGCAUUUCAAUAUUGUUGUAUUGCGACGGUUUCGAUCAUUGCGGCGACGAGAGCGACGAAUUGAACUGCUAUCAGGAUCCUAAAGACCAUCGCGAGUUUUCCAAAAUCCCGAAUUUUUUGUUCCCGAAAGAGGAGCCUUAUUCGAACAUAACGACGGCUACGUUCGUGUUCUUGACCUGCAGUUUCGGUUUGAUCGGUAUUAUUUUAGCGAUGGCUUUGCUUCUGUAUAGAGUGAACGUGAGAGCUCAACAUCAACGGCAAAUCCAGGAUCACAUCGAAACCAUCCACGCCAUAUUAGAGGAAAGUGUGGGCGAUAUAGAAGAGGAAAUAAUCGUACCGGACGAACCUCCCGACUACGAACCUCCACCGGAAUACAACGAGCUGUUGAAUUUGAAGCACCUAAAAAGCGUCGGAGAAGUCAAAAUCGAUCUAAACAGAUGCUCGAGGUGCAAUUGCCUCACGGAAGAAGCCCCAUCGAUGGCCAACGACAAUCUACUAUCCAACGCGAGUACCAGCCAAACUUGUUACUCUUCCUCUUCGAUUCGCAUUCCAGAUUCUCCUCCUCCAGCCUACGAUAACUUAUCCAUAGCGGCUGUGAAUAAUUCCGAAGAUACCAGUAGCAUUUCCAGCGAAACACUCAUCGAAUCUGCGAACAUUCAUAUCUCUACAGCAGGCCCGUCUAAUGCGAUUGAUGAGGAUUUGGUCAAAGGCAAGGCGGCGAAAUGCCUGGAGAAAUUUCCGAAAUACUCGCGGAUUUACAAGGAAAUAAAGAAGGGCAUCCGCAAGUGCCAGUCGAUGAAUCUCCUGCGACACGCCAGGCGGACGAUCAGUUUAUCGGAGGAGAAUUUGGUGAGGUACUUCUCGGAUUCCGAGUUGAUUUUCAAUUCGAAAGUGAGCAUAAGCAGCGUCGCGGCGGAGGGCGUCGGAUUUAGGAGGAGCUUCUCGGGCGGCGGUUUCUCCACCGUUUAG
Messenger RNA from Phyllotreta striolata, 2253 nucleotides. NCBI's taxonomy places the organism in Eukaryota, Metazoa, Arthropoda, Insecta, Coleoptera, Chrysomelidae. The record is from the annotation of a GenBank genome assembly.